CUGUCUUGCCCCUCUCGGGCCUCCUUGACAAAGACAGGUAUGUCUUGUAUGAAUAACAGAUAGUUGUUAACUAGUAGCAUUUCACUUUUUUUUUUGCGAUUUAUAUUUUUAGUCACCUGUCUUGUAUUCACGACAAACAACACUGCGCUGCAAUAACGCAGGGAACUCCGGCAUAAAUCCCAUCGAUAUGCUAUAAUGAUUAGUCUUCCAGCGCGUGGACUGUUUUACAGUGGCUCAUCAUUCGUCAGUGAAUGAACAGAUUGGCUGCCGUUAGCCGGUGUAGACCAUAGACUGUGGUGUAGACCCGUCAGUUCUAUUAUUGCAGAUUUUUGUCAGCAGUACAAUGGAUAAAACAUUUAAGUUGUAUUCGGACAAAGCCGAAGACGUCGCUACCUCCUCUAGUUUCCGCCAGUUUAAAAUAGAUCAUUUUCAUCUCGAUCUUAAAGUGGACUUUGAGCAGAAAACCAUAUCAGGUACCGAAACAAUACAGCUGCAGUGCAUUCAGGAUGGUCAAAGUGAGUUACAGCUGGAUAUUCAUCCAACACUGUCUGUACAUGAGAUCACGUUCAGUCAUAAUGCACGUGACUGGACCACAACAGAAUUUCUGAUUCGAGACUUCACCAAUUAUGGGACAACUCUGGACGUGAAGUUUCCAAAACCUUUCAACUCAGAUGACAAACUUCAACUUGCAAUCAAAUAUACAGCUACUGAUGGACCAGGGGUGUGUUGGCUGGAACCAGAGCAGACUGCGGGAAAGCUCAAGCCUUAUGUUUUUACUCAAGGCCAGGCUGUUCUCAACCGCUCCUUCUUCCCUUGCUUUGAUACUCCAGGAGUAAAAAGCACCUACUCUGCAACAGUUCAGGUUCCUGAUGGCUUCACAGCAGUUAUGAGCGCUAGUAAAUGGGAACAGAGGGAAGCAGACAGCACUUUCCUGUUCACCAUGGAGCAUCCCAUUCCUGCAUACCUGGUAGCUCUGGCAGUAGGGGACCUGCGGUCUGCUGAGGUGGGACCCAGGACACGUGUCUGGACCGAGCCUUGUUUACUGCAGGCUGCCAAGCAGGAGUAUGAUAAUGUGAUUGAAGAGUUCCUGUCUGUGGGAGAGAAACUGUUUGGACCCUACGUUUGGGGAAGAUAUGACGUGCUGUUCAUGCCUUUCUUAUUUAUUCCUCUAAUGAUGAGAGCACUGGCCGGCGAUCGUUCUCUCGCUGACGUCAUUGUACACGAGAUCUGCCACAGCUGGUUUGGAAACCUCGUCACCAACGCCACCUGGGGUGAUUUCUGGCUGAACGAGGGCUUCACCAUGUAUGCUCAGCGCAGGGUUUGCAGGGAGCUGUAUGGAGAGGCUUAUACGUGUUUGGAGGCGGCGACCGGUAAAGCUCUUCUCCGUCAGCACAUGGACAACACUGGAGAAGACCAUCCUCUCAAUAAACUACGGGUUAAGAUCGAACCAGGUGUUGAUCCUGAUGAUACCUACAAUGACACGCCCUAUGAGAAAGGUUUCUGCUUUGUUUCCUACCUUGCCCACCUCGCAGGAGAUCAGUCACGCUUUGACGCAUUCCUCAAGGCUUAUGUGGACAAGUUCAAGUUCAGAAGUGUGUUGGCAGAAGAUGCGUUGGAGUUUUACCUGGAAUAUUUUCCAGACCUGAAAGAAAAGAAUGUCCACAAAAUUGAAGGUCUGGAUUUUGACAGCUGGCUCAAUGUACCUGGUUGGCCUCCAUAUGUUCCCGACCUCUCUGCUGGCCAGGAGCUGAUGAAACCAGCAGAGCUGUUAGCUGAAAUGUGGGUCAAUCAUAACCCAGACUUGGAAUCUAUCUACAAAACUGAUAUAAAACCGUGGAAGACCUACCAAACUGUCUACUUCUUGGACAAGAUCCUUGAGAAGUCACCACUUCCAGAUGGUCACAUAAAGAAGCUGGAGGAGUGCUACUCGUACAUUAUUGAGUCCAACAAUGCCGAGCUAAAAUUGCGAUGGGCCCAGAUUGUUGCAAAGAACCAGCAUAAACCAGGAUUCCAACAUAUUCGCAAUUUCCUCACAAGCCAGGGGAAACAGAAGUACACAUUACCAGUUUAUCGGGCCCUUUGGAAUGGAUCAGAAGAGACAAAGACUCUGGCAAUGGAAGUUUUCUCAGCCACCUCGAAACAGCUUCACUUCAACGUCCGCAAUUAUGUCAAAAAGAUAAUAGCUUGAGCAUAAAUGAAAUAGGAAAAUAUAAGGGAAAACAAUGUAUGCAAUGAUCUGCUUUUAAAAGCACCCGGGUAUCUUAAAAUUAUGGGGCUUUGAGUAUUGACUUAACAAUAUGUAUUAAUUAUUCAGGAAAUUGAAUUAUGGUUUUUUGAAUUUGUGAAUUAUAUUUGUGUUUUUACUAAAUCAAAUAUUUUCCAGGCAUUUAAUUACU
Messenger RNA from Sinocyclocheilus anshuiensis, 2396 nucleotides. RefSeq names its product aminopeptidase B-like. Lineage: Eukaryota; Metazoa; Chordata; Actinopteri; Cypriniformes; Cyprinidae. Gene Ontology annotation, biological process: proteolysis. The coding region runs from base 344 to 2188 and encodes 614 amino acids. Gene Ontology annotation, molecular function: zinc ion binding; metalloaminopeptidase activity. The record is from RefSeq and is a predicted model, not a curated record. The transcript is spliced from 12 exons.